This is a messenger RNA of Arachis stenosperma, 2209 nucleotides long. RefSeq lists its product as uncharacterized. NCBI's taxonomy places the organism in Eukaryota, Viridiplantae, Streptophyta, Magnoliopsida, Fabales, Fabaceae. Bases 85 to 2019 code for a protein of 644 amino acids. The transcript has 14 exons. Gene Ontology annotation, molecular function: hydrolase activity, hydrolyzing O-glycosyl compounds. The record is from RefSeq and is a predicted model, not a curated record. Gene Ontology annotation, biological process: carbohydrate metabolic process.
ACUAGUGUACAAUAAAGUUGGAGAUUUUAUUAGUAUUUAACCGUGUGGGAACUCUUGUUUGGUGGAACAGCAGUACCAGCAAUCAUGAACUGUUUCCUAGUGUCACUCGUCUCUCUCUGCCCGCUCCUCCUUGCUCUCUGUGCUCAGAGUGUGUCAUCUCGAAAUGUGUCUGAAACUCACCUACAGCAAGCUAGCUUCCCACCAAGAGGUUGGAAUUCAUAUGAUUCCUUUGGCUGGACAGUUUCUGAAGAAGAAUUCUUACAGAAUGCUGGAAUAGUUUCUCGGAGCCUCAAAGCUCAUGGAUACAAGUAUGUUGUUGUGGAUUACCUCUGGUAUAGGAAGAAUGUCCAAGGUGCUUAUUCGGAUUCUCUUGGAUUUGAUGUGAUUGAUGAGUGGGGGAGGAUGAUCCCUGACCCCGGAAGGUGGCCUUCGUCCACAGGUGGGAAGGGAUUCAGUGAAGUAGCCAAUAAAGUACAUAACAUGGGUUUGAUGUUCGGAAUUCAUGUUAUGAGAGGGAUAAGCACACAAGCAGUCAAUGCAAACACCCCUAUCCUAGACACAACAAAGGGGGGUGCUUAUCAAGAGUCUGGUCGAGUAUGGCAUGCAAAAGACAUAGCAUUGCCGGGAAGGGCUUGUGCAUGGAUGCCUCAUGGUUUCAUGAGUGUGAAUACACAGUUGGGGGCUGGGAGAGCCUUUUUGAGAUCCCUUUAUGAGCAGUAUGCUGCAUGGGGUGUUGAUUUUGUGAAACAUGAUUGUGUGUUUGGUGCUGACUUGGAUUUAAAUGAAAUAACCUAUGUAUCAGGGGUUCUCCAGGAGCUUAACCGUCCCAUUGUAUAUUCUCUAUCUCCUGGAACUAGUGUGACACCAGCAUUGGCCAAGGAUGUCAGUGGGCUAGUAAACAUGUAUCGUAUAACAGGAGAUGACUGGGAUAACUGGGGUGAUGUCAAAUCUCAUUUUGAUAUAUCAAGGGAUUUAGCUGCAGCUAGUAUGAUAGGAGCAAAAGGUUUAAAUGGGAAUUCAUGGCCUGAUUUGGACAUGCUACCAUUUGGAUGGCUAACUGAUCCAGGUUCCAAUCAAGGUCCACACAGGUUUAGUAAACUCAAUCUAGAAGAGAAGAGGACACAGAUGACAUUGUGGUCCAUGGCCAAGUCGCCUCUCAUGUAUGGUGGAGAUCUGCGGAAAAUUGAUAUUGUCACAUAUAGUCUUAUCACGAAUCCUAUCCUGCUGGAAAUUAAUUCUUUCAGCUCAAGUAACAGGGAGUUUCCUGAUGUCACAAGUUCUGAGAACUUGAAUCAUAAAGACCAUCAUCUUAGAGUGAAGAAAAGAAGAUCUAAGAGAGGAGGGAAACCAUCAUAUACACAUGCAUUACGUCUCACUGGCUGCAGUGAAACAAAGGCAAUGGGUUGGUCUGUUGAAAGUCUCAACGAAGAUCUUGAAAGAAUCUGUUGGAAAAGAAGUUUAGAAAACCAGCUUCCUCCUUUCUGUGUACACAAGAGAGAAUUUCAGUUCAAAUUAGAUGGCGAGAGCACGCAUCAAGAGGACUAUCGGGGUAAACAUCAUUUGGUUGCAACCAACGAAAUGAAAUUCUGCUUGGAUGCUUCCCCAAAACAAAAGCUUACUUCUAAGGAGUUCAAGAGUGGUACAUUUUCUCCUUGCAGAUGGGAUGCAAAUCAGAUGUGGAAGCUGAAUCCAAAUGGGACCAUGGUAAACAGUUACUCCGGUCUGUGUGCAAUAGCAGAAUCUGCCAAAGAUGGUAUUAGUCCUGGUGGGAUUCGCUCUUGGAUUGCAAAAGGAAGAAGAGGUGAAGUGUAUGUUGCUUUCUUCAAUUUAAGUGAACAAAAGACAGUGAUAAGUACAAAGACAUCGUCUCUGGGUAAUGCUUUUGCUGAUAGAACAAGCAUCACUUCCUGCCAUGGCAAGGAAGUUUGGAGUGGAAAGCAAGUCAUAACAACUCAGGGAACUUUAUCAGCUGAAGUGGGACUUCACGGAUGUGCCUUAUUUGUUCUCAAUUGCCACUAGUUUGGAAAAAGAACCCUACCCUCCACCCCCUAGAAUUUCAAAGAACCACGUCAUGAGUUUAGAUCUCAAUUGUUUCAUUUACUAAUAAAUUUUAUUUAACCAAUAUAAUAUCAUAAACUCAAUUAGCUUUUAUAUACUCAUCUCUAUAUUUAUUUUUAAAUUCAUUUUUUAAAUAAUAUUAAAAUAUUAA